This is a messenger RNA of Guillardia theta CCMP2712, 378 nucleotides long. RefSeq lists its product as hypothetical. NCBI's taxonomy places the organism in Eukaryota, Cryptophyceae, Pyrenomonadales, Geminigeraceae. The annotation marks the transcript as partial. Gene Ontology annotation, biological process: RNA processing. The transcript has 2 exons. The record is from RefSeq and is a predicted model, not a curated record. Gene Ontology annotation, molecular function: protein binding; RNA binding; RNA nuclease activity.
GAGCACAUCGCCGCCUUCUGUGGGGCUGCAGCUCGUGGGGAGCUGGAGAAGAUGCAGAGGUUCUUUCGGAUCGGCCUCCAUGUCGACGAGACGGACGCCAACGGCAGGACGGCGCUGCACGUCGCAAGUUGCGAAGGUCAGAUGGAGGCGAUCCUGCGGAUGCUGGCGAACGGCAUCGAGAUCAACGUGAGCAACUACGACUCGAGGACCGCCCUCCACCUGGCAGCGAGUCAGGGCAACACGGCAGUGGUGGAGUACCUGCUGGAGAAGAAGGCGGAGGUGAACGUCAAGGACAGGAUGGGAGGAACGCCGCUCGCCGAUGCGCUGCGCCAUGGCCACGUGCAGAUCCAGUCGCUGCUGAGGAGCGCUGGGGCUCAG